AACCAUCACCAUCCUCGUCGUCCUCGUUACUUACCGGUCACCCCUAACCACGCGCAUGCCAUCAACCCAUACACAUCACCAUGUACAGAACUAAUCACCCAUGGUGGAAGCUCACUCACAUUCUCUGUAUCCUCGGCCACCUCGGACUGAUAAUAGCCGGCGUCGUGGCCUUCAUCCACAACCUGCAGAGCGAGGCCGACAAUUUAGACACCACAUUACAGCAACCAACGACAAUAGUCAUGAACAUGUCGGAUGACCAAACAGUCAUUAACUCUGAUACCAAGUCAUGCAACAUUGUACUGGUACAGGGCCUGGGCAAUGGUGUUGAUGGAAAGAGUGGAAGUGGGCAUAGCAAUUUUGGGAUUAUUGUCAAUGAGCUGUUGCCGGUUGCUUCGGUCAUUGUGGGAACUAUAGGACUAAUUCUCAACAUCGGGAUUUUUGCCGCUCUCCUCGCCGUCGAGACCACCUCUGCUAAAGUCACCCUCACAGAAGGCGAGCAACACUGGCGCAAGAAGAUUGUGACAGUCUCCUGCUGCGUGUUUAACUUGCUCCUUGCUGGUGCAGGGAUAGGGUUAGCGGGAGCCAUGGGGAUCAGGUUGUCUAAUGUUGGUGGUAGGCAGUUGGGCAUGAGUGAGAGCGAAAGGAGUUUGAUUGCUCCUUUGGUCUUGGGUGCUGUGCAGGCUCUACUCUGCGUAAUAACAGCACUGUUCGACUUUAUCAAGAAUCAUCGAGAAGGAAAAGAUCUCAUCGACUAAACUAGUUAGAGGGAGGAGAUUGAACUCAGGAUGUGGAAGGCGAGCAGCACAAGGUGCAGCAUACGAGGAUAAGCGGUGCAUAAGCAGGUAUAGAGUUCAAACUGGAUGUAAAAGGGUGCUGUUUAUGGUUGCAUAUGGGUUUAUUUUAAUGAUUCUACGGUGUUCAGGUAUGGAGUUGGGCGGAAUACUUAU
Messenger RNA from Neurospora tetraspora, 947 nucleotides. RefSeq lists its product as uncharacterized. The record is from RefSeq and is a predicted model, not a curated record. The coding region runs from base 81 to 755 and encodes 224 amino acids. NCBI's taxonomy places the organism in Eukaryota, Fungi, Ascomycota, Sordariomycetes, Sordariales, Sordariaceae. The transcript has 3 exons.